GCGCGGCAUUCUGGAGCCGGAAGUGGGGCGCAAGCUGCGGGCUGGUGUUAUGGCAGGUUCGCGGCGCCGCACGAGGCGCCUGGCGGAGCUGACGGUGGACGAGUUCCUAGCUUCGGGCUUUGACUCUAAGUCCGAAUACUCUCCAGAAGCGGAGACGCGGGAGGCACGCGAGGCUUCCCGGAGUCCGGAUGAGCCGGGCGGGAGCCCCUCGGCCAGCCGGCGUAAAGGCCGUGCCUCUGAGCACAAAGAUCAGCUCUCUCGGCUGAAGGACAGAGACCCCGAGUUCUACAAGUUCCUGCAGGAGAAUGACCAGAGCCAGCUAAACUUCAGCGACUCGGACAGCUCUGAGGAGGAAGAGGAGCCGUUCCACUCCCUGCCAGAUGUGCUGGAGGAAGCCAGUGAGGAUGAGGAUGGAGCAGAGGAGGGGGAAGAUGGGGACAGAGUCCCCAGAGGGCUGAAGGGGAAGAAGAAUUGUGUUCCUGUGACCCUCGCCAUGGUUGAGAGAUGGAAGCAGGCAGCAAAGCAACGCCUCACUCCAAAGCUAUUCCAUGAAGUGGUACAGGCGUUCCCAGCAGCUGUGGCCACCACCCAAGGGGACCAGGAAAGUGCUGAGGCCAACAAAUUCCAGGUCACGGACAGUGCUGUGUUCAAUGCUCUGGUCACCUUCUGCAUCAGAGACCUUAUUGGCUGUCUCCAGAAGCUGCUGUUUGGAAAGGCAGCAAAGGACAGCAGCAGGAUGCUGCAGCCGUCCAGCAGCCUGCUCUGGGGGAAGCUCCGUGUGGACAUCAAGGCGUACCUGGGCUCGGUCAUACAGUUGGUGUCCUGUGUGGCGGAGACGAUGGUGUUGGCGGCCGUGCUGUGGCACAUCAGCGUGCUGGUGCCCUGCUUCCUGACCUUCCGCAAGCAGUGCCGCAUGCUGCUCAAGAGAAUGGUGGUCGUAUGGAGCACAGGGGAGGAGUCCCUGAGGGUGCUGGCUUUCCUGGUCCUCAGCAGAGUCUGCCAGCACAAGAAGGACACUUUCCUUGGCCCCUUCCUCAAGCAAAUGUACAUCAUGUAUGUGAGGAACUGCAAGUUCACCUCGCCUGGUGCCCUCCCCUUCACCAGUUUCAUGCAGCGGACCCUGACGGAGCUGCUGGCCUUGGAGCCGGGUGUGGCCUACCAGCACGCCUUCCUCUACAUCCGCCAGCUCGCCAUACACCUGCGCAACGCCAUGACCACCCGCAAGAAGGAAACGUCUGUGUACAACUGGCAGUACGUGCACUGCCUCUUCCUGUGGUGCCGGGUCCUGAGCACUGUGGGCCCCAGCGAAGCCCUCCAGCCCUUGGUCUACUCCAUUGCCCAGGUCAUCAUUGGCUGUAUCAAGCUCAUCCCCACUGCCCGCUUCUACCCACUGCGAAUGCACUGCAUCCGUGCCCUGACGCUGCUCUCGGGGAGCUCGGGGGCCUUCAUCCCAGUGCUGCCUUUCAUCCUGGAGAUGUUCCAUCAGGUUGACUUCAGCAGGAAGCCGGGGCGCAUGAGCUCCAAGCCCAUCAACUUAUCCGUGAUCCUGAAGCUGUCCAAUGUCAACCUGCAGGAGAAGGCGUACCAGGACGGCCUGGUGGAGCAGCUGUACGACCUCACCCUGGAGUACCUGCAUAGCCAGGCACACUGCAUCGGCUUCCCGGAGCUGGCGCUGCCUGUGGUCCUGCAGCUGAAGUCGUUCCUCCGGGAGUGCAAGGUGGCCAACUACUGCCGGCAGGUGCAGCAGCUGCUUGGGAAGGUCCAGGAGAACUCGGAACACAUCUGCAGCCACUGCCAGAGGGUUUCCUUCGGCGUCUCUGACCAGCAGGCAGUGGAAGCCUGGCAGAAGCUGACCCUGGAAGAGGGGACCCCCCUGUCCUUGUACUACAGCCACUGGCGCAAGCUGCGUGACCGGGAGAUCCAGCUGGAGAUCAGUGGCAAAGAGCGGCUGGAAGACCUGAACUUCCCUGAGAUCAAACGAAGGAAGGUGGCUGACAGGAAGGAUGAGGACAGGAAGCAAUUUAAAGACCUCUUUGACCUGAACAGCUCUGAAGAAGACGACCCCGAGGGAUUCUUGGAAAGAGGGAUACUGGGGCCCCUGAGCACUCGGCAUGGGGUGGAAGAGGAUAAAGAGGACGAGGAGGAAGGCGAGGAGGACAGCAGCAACUCAGAGGAUGGAGACCCAGACGCAGAGGCGGGGCUGGCCCCUGGGGAGCUGCAGCGGCUGGCCCAGGGGCCGGAGGACGAGCUGGAGGAUCUGCAGCUCUCAGAGGAGGACUGAGGCAGCCCAUCUGGGGGGCCUGUAGGGGCUGCUGGGCUGGUGGCCAGUGUUUCCACCUCUCCAGCAGUCAGGCCUAGAGGCUGGCGUCUGUGCAGUUGGGGGAGGCAGUAGACAGGGGACAGGCUUUAAUAUCUAUUUUUCAGCAUGAACGACCAAACCUACCAAGAGCUGGGCUGGGCUGGCGUGGCUGCUGAAGCCCCACAGUUGUGGGCUGUUGAAGUCAGCUCAGCGGUGGAGCUGACCUUGACGUCAGCAGACGGAGACCAGUCCCAGUUCCAGGGGGAGGCCUGCAGGUCCCUGGCCCCUUCCACCACCUCUGCCCUCCGUCUGCAGACCUUGUCCGUCCGCACCAGGCUCUGCAUUCACUCCCCCAAGUCUUUGGAAAUUUGUUCCUUUCCUUUCAAGUCACAUUUUCCUUUAAACUUUUUUGUUUUGCGUCUAAAACUGAAAGAAAGAAAGCUGUGGGAGGCAGGGCCAUUGUUAAAAAAAAAAAAAAAAGAGUUGUUCACAUUCAACAUUUUUUCUUUUCUUCUGUCUUCAACCCAAUCCAACAUGGGCAACAAGCACACCUAAGUUGCUAAAUCCAAUGGUUGAUGUUCAGUCCUGAGGUAAUUUGACCUUGCAGCAUCUUUUUGAGUCUGUGGGUCAUGCUGUCCAUUGUCACACAAUUUACUCCCUUGGCUUUUAUGACACCUCCGCACACUUGCUUGGUUUUCGGUCUACUUCAUUGGCUCUUUCUUUGGCUGGAUCUUUAUGUUCCCAACUAGAACCCGUUACAUAAUUUGCAGGGUGCAGUGCAGAAUGAAAAUGCAGGGCUCUUAUUCAAAAAUUAUUAAAAGUUUUAAGAUAGAGCAGAGCACUCAACAAAGCAUGGGGCCCUUCUAAGCAAGAGGUCUUGCGUGAUUGCAAAGAUCUUGUGCCCAUGAAGCCCUGUUCCCAUCCUCAGAAUGCAGCAAAGCACCUGCUCAGUGCUCAUCUAUAAAUGAUCUCGUCCAACCCAAUUGGCUUUAGAUGCCACAUUCAGCAACAAGCUUCACAUCUUACCUUCAACACCAAUCUCUCCAUUUUACUUCAGAUUCAAAUAUUCAACUCUCUAUUCUCCAUGUGCACUGAAUAUAUGAAAUGCACUCAAACUUAAUAUGUCCAAAAUGGAACUUUCAUUUCCCAUCCAAAUUCUUCCCAUAGUUUUCCCCAUGUCAAUAAAUACCAACUCCAUUUUUCCAGUUAUUCAGGCCAAAAUCAUUAUAGCCAUCCUGAACUUCGCACUUUUCUCUCACAUUCUACAUUCAAACCACCAAAUCCUGCAAGCUCUACCUUCAAAAUAUUUCCUAAAUCCGACCAGACACGACCUUCACUACUUGCAAUCCCGGUACAAGUUUCUGUCCUGAGUCACCUAGUCUUCUAGUGUCAUAGGCCUCUUGGCUUUCACUUCUGCCCUUGACAGUCUAUUUGCCACACAGCCAUCCGUUAUCUUUUUAAAAUGUAAGUCAUAGUUUGUCACUUUCAAAUCGCAAAGUUGAAACCUUUGAAUGCCUUCCAACCUCACUCAUAAUUUUUUGUUAAGUCUUCAAAAUACGGCCUAAAAAACUCUAUGUAGCCAGCUUCUGGCUACCUCUCCACCUCAGCUCCUAUCACUACCCCCUCAGUCACUUCAUCAGCCACAUUGGCUUUCUUGCUGCUCCUCACUUUCCUUUGCACUGUGGUUUUCUUUGUCUGGAACACUCUUCACUCAGAUAUUUGAAUGACUCACUUUCUCCAUUCAAUCAGAAAUUUACAUGGCACCUCCUCAGAAAGCCUUCUGUACCGAACAUAAAUCUCAGCUUCCCUUGACUGUUUCCUUUGUUUAAAAGGUGGCACCCCUCUCCUGAACGAGGACCAUGCCACACCACUGCCAUCUUUGUUGAGUCCCCAGAAUUGUCAGUAAUCUGCAAAAGUCCCAUUAGUUCCAAGUCUCUACUCACUUCUGAUGAAAUGUCCCAUAACAGAGAAUGGGAUCUGCCUUCCUGGCCCACCGUCUAAAAGCCCAACAAUGUUUUCCUAAAGAACAGGGCAUUCGCUCUUCAUGAGCAAUAGAAAACAGGAGCCACAAAGAGCCAAGCAGCAAAGAGCAGAGAAUAGAUCUGGAUAGAUGAUGAAGAAUAACCAGUAUACACUCUCUGUCCUCUUAAUCUGUUUUGUUGCAGACUGAUGUUUUACUCUAUGUCUAUGCAUAUGCACAUAUGCAUGUACGUAUACAUGCGUGCAACUUGAUGGCAAAGAUCCCAUGUUGUAUGUUCCUUGUCAUAUCACCAGCUCCUACAGCAGUAACUGUCACAUAGUAAAUAUUCAGCAAAUAUUCUUUUGAGAGAACGAAUGAAGAUGCAAUACUAUUGAAUACAUUCACAAUUUCUCACCUUGUUCUUUUCACUCAACACAAUCACUUUGGGUUGUUUUUUGGUGUGUGUGACAAGUAUUCUUCUAAAAGAAAUUAUGAUUUCUUUAAGGAAUCUAGUCUAAAUACACAUGAAAGGAAAGGGACUACUGAACUAAAUUAUUUCAGCAAGACAUUUAGAGAGUAUUAGUGAUUUUAUAAUAAAUAAUGCUAUCGUGAUUUAAGUGUUCAAAGAAAAAAGAUGAUGAUUUUCCCAUUUGUAGUUCAAAAAAAAGAUGUCAUCAAUCACAUUAUGAGUCAAACCCAAGGAUGAUUAUCGAUGACUAGAACUAUUAGAAAAAGCAUUCAACAGGUAGGCAGUAAAGAAGGGUGGGAAGUUCAGAGUAAUCACAUAAACAAAGAAAGGAACUAUCUAGAAGGCAGACCCAUCAGGUGGAGGGAAAUUUCAAGGGAAGAAGACUGGACCCUGUUACCUGGGAAAUAAGUAAGGCCACAGCGCAGGGAGAAAAAAAGACCUGAUACUUUUCAGAGAAC
Molecule: messenger RNA, 5186 nt
Organism: Gorilla gorilla gorilla (western lowland gorilla)
Lineage: Eukaryota; Metazoa; Chordata; Mammalia; Primates; Hominidae
Product: nucleolar complex protein 2 homolog
Exons: 1
Coding region: 50-2281 (743 amino acids)
Biological process (GO): negative regulation of transcription by RNA polymerase II; ribosomal large subunit biogenesis
Cellular component (GO): nucleoplasm; Noc1p-Noc2p complex; Noc2p-Noc3p complex
Molecular function (GO): transcription corepressor activity; histone binding
Source: RefSeq, a predicted model, not a curated record